AUGGAGAAUUAUCACAUUUACGACGAAAUUGGACGCGGUACAGACUCAUUUGUGUACAAAGCACGACGAAAACAAAGUAUUGAAUACGUGGCUGUAAAGUCUACUACCAAAAGUCGUAUGGAUAAGAUUCUGAACGAAGUCCCGUUUCUACACAAGCUCAACAGUCGUUAUGUGGUCAGGUUUUAUGACUGGUAUGAGUCAUCGAAUCACAUUUGGCUUAUACUUGAAUAUUGUAUGGGUGGAGACCUGCUAAAUCUGAUUACACAAGAUAAACAGCUUCCUGAAUCAGUUGUCAAGUCAUUUGGAAGUGAACUUGUUGCUGGAUUACAGUAUCUUCAUGCCAAUAGUAUUCUAUAUUGUGAUUUAAAACCUGCAAAUAUUCUUAUUGAUGAGUUUGGAUCGUUAAAGUUGGCAGAUUUUGGACUUGCACGACGUGUUCCAGAAAUUCAUACAACACCGACACCAUCCCUUGCUCCAGGUUCACCGCAUUAUAUGGCACCAGAAUUAUUCCAGCAAAAUGCCGUCCAUAGUUUUGCGUCGGAUUUUUGGGCUUUGGGAUGUGUACUGUUUGAGCUUCGAACGGGUCGACAACCAUUUACACAUGGUAAUUUCUCCCAACUUGCACGAAUGAUUCAAACCGAUGCAGUGGAUUUUUCGAUUCUUGGAUGUGACAUGUCACUUGAAUUUCGUGAUCUUCUGGAACGUUUGUUAGUGAAAGACCCUUAUCAGCGAAUCACUUGGAAGGAAUUAGUCGAUCAUCCAUUCUGGGAUAAUUUGCCUUGCCUUGAGAAUGUUAUCAUGCCUGUGCAGGAGUUAUUUGAUAAGAAGUUGCCGGUGUCACUAAACGACUUGUCUACCAAAGAUGGCAAUCUCGGAAUUUCUCGGCGCGCAAACAAAAUUUGCACUGAACAAAAUGAGACUGAAAAUUGCAGCAACACUGGGCUUUCUGAUGACAGUGGUAUUGGAGACCAACGGCUACAGCGUGAGAAUGACGCAGCAGCAACAGACUGCAAUGGCGGUGUUGAAUUGUUAGAGUCUGGAGCUUUGAAUCCCAAUACCGCAAUUCUAGUUGAUACGAACCAAGAUGCAGUCCAUGACAAAACCUUAUCUGCAAGUGUAAGGAUGCUUCAAACACGCAGUUUAUUAAACAGCAAUGAUGACUUUGGCGAUGAUUUUCAAGAUGAUUUUCAAGAUGAUUUUCAAGAUGAUUUUCAAGAUGAUUAUAGUGAAGUAUCCAGUCAAUUGGCAGAACUCCGCGAUCAGUGGCGGAUGACCAGUGCACCUCAUUCUGUACCUCGUGCUAUUCGGCAAGCGCCAACACAAAGCAGACAUUUGAGUAGCAUGUUUGAUCAAAGUGGAGUAUCAGGAAGCUGGCUUUGCGCGAUUUCAGAACUUGUAUUUACGGCUGCAGAUUGCCGUGUGAAAUCAAUCAUUGAAUACAAUGAUAUUAAGCUUAAUGACUUGCCGCGCAUUCACGCAAAACUUCAUCAGUUUACACUCACUACACCGGAAGACCUAUUGUCAUGCGCAACAGAGACACUAGAGAACCAACUCAAAGAAAUCUACGUCAGUUUGAAGUCUUUGCAUGCUGAUAUUGCCGAAGAGCUCAGCUGCAUGGCAUACCUGUUUUCUCUCAGUUGUCACACCCGGCUGGCCCACGUGAUCGUAAAUAGCUCUAUCCUCAAGCUUCUAAUUCAUAUGUUGGUACAAGAAGCUCGGUUACCCGCAUCGCACAAGACAAUGUUAUCAAUGCUUUGCCUUGUGCUCGGCAUUUUAUUUCCCUCCGCGACCGUCGUUACACCAUCGUCGCCUGAUCAGCUACGACUACUUGUGAAAACUUUGUCGGACAUUGUUUCCAGUCCUUCUGGAAACAUUGCAGACACGAAAACUAUCAGCAAUAGUUGGUUGCAGUCUCGUUCGCUAGCACUUGCUUGCCUAGGAGAAUCGCUUUAUUACAUUUCGACACAACAAGAGUGGGAAGUACCACUGGAAGGGGUAAAAGCUGUGCUUGGUUGUAUUGAAGAUCCCGAUAUUGUAGCGCGCUUCUAUGCUCUAAGAACACUUCAUAAUAUGCUGAAUCAUUGUCCCAAGGCUCUUCUCCCGAAACUACUGAGCGAGAACUUUGUGCUGACGUUGAUUCGUGGAUUGUUGCAAAGCGCCGACCGAGGACUUCAAGUACAAAGUGAUCUGGAUGAACAAAGACUUUCUGAUGCGCUGCGUACAAAUACGACAGAGGUCCUUGCUCACAUUCUUAGAUAUCUUUGCAGCCCGUCUUCAAGCGCACAGCUGCCGUCUCGGUUGAAACUCUCGCUUGCGCUGCAUUUCGCGAAUCCUAACACUCUGAAAGCUGUGUGGCGGGGUGUAGAAAGCAGGCGCGGAUCUGCUGAUCUGACAAUUGCCUCACUCAACAUCAUAAACGCUUUCUUGGAUAUGAAGUUGGGCGGAGACAGAGACGUCGAAUAUACAGCAAUCAAAUUGAGUCGCACGUUCCUGUUGGAACGUAUCAUAGCGCUGCCUACUAUCCAGAGAAUUUUGGAGCUUAAUAGCGCCACUGAUGGUACUGACGAAGGCUUGGCUCUAAUGCAAGCGAAGAGUCUGAUCACGCUGCAUUUGGGCAUACAACUGAAUCGAGAAUUUCUUACCUCAUUUGUGCGGAGUGAUGCUUUGACGCUUGUGGAACAGGUUCUAGCCCGAGUUGCUGACCGCUUGGGCAUUGAUGAGAACAAUCUUGUUUUGCAAUCUCCAGAAUACACGUUAUCAGCGUUUGAAAUGUAUCUCACCCAAUGCGCUGUCGGUAUGUGCAAACUUGUAAUUCGAAUGGCUUCGACGCUUGGUGCUGAUUGCUUUUCUUUACACGAAAGUGACAGGGAUGAAGGCAGAAGUUGCAAUCAUGCAGAGGACUUGACGCGAGUAUUGCCGAUAUCACUUCUCCUAUUUAGUGGGUUGCUGCAGAAUCCAAACUGCCGACAACAUCUAUUUCACUACUUGGUCGCGAGCAACAGCAAGCAGUAUGCGUUUUUUCUGCGUCUGAUGGCAAUGCUUCUGGCAUCAUACCCUGAAGAAGUUCUAAUUAUACCAGGAGAGCCCGAGAUAACGAUGACAAUUGCCCGUUUUGUGUCGGAAAUUUUGCUGGGCUUGUUUCAACUUGCAGUUGCGGAGGUCAACGAGAUUGUUUUGGUCGAGAAGCAAAUAAUGUUCACCCAUUUGUUGCCUGCGGUGGUAAAACACAUAUCUGGGGAUUUGGAGAGUAACGAUGAACAUGUUGCGGUAACCUGUCUCCGAAUUCUGUAUGUAGUACUGUUGGAUUUUGACUAUGACAACGACAAUCGUGAGUAUGAGUUUUACGACCCCUUCGUUCGAUCAUUGCUUCUCCCCCACCUCAGCAAAAUGCUAAAAAGACGGGACACUGAAGUUGAGCAGAUUUGGAGUCUGUCAAGUGAGCUGCUGUUUGGUUUGCUCUCCAGUGAUUCAUCUCUUCUCAGUGAAGCAGAGGAUCUUGAUCUUGUGCCCACAGUAGUGGGCUUGCUAGCCGUUCCAGUCCAGUUCAAUUCAUUGCCUUCACAUGCUACAGAGCUAGUCCAGAUGCUGAUGGAAUCGGUUGAUGUGGAUUUAAAUUUGUUAUUGGAGUCAGGCAUUGCCCAAAGUAUUGCUGCUGGGUUGACAUUCGCUGCAAGACAAAAUAAGGUGGAUGGAGCUUUGGUGGGCUUGGUUCUCAUUCUACUGAAUUUGCUCCACCACCAGUUUAAAAAGAUGCGUCAACAAGGGAUAGCAUCAGAUCUAGCAGAAUUCGACGAUCUGGUCGCUUUUGCACCAUUGCUGCUGCAGUUUUGUGCUCGUAGUAUUCAGCACCACCUGAAUGGGAAGUCGGAAAGCCUAUUGCCAGAGAAGGAUACCAUCUCAGAGAGGAUGACUCAUGGAGUUGCUAUUUUAGCCUCUCGCUGCCUCGUUCUCCUAUCUCAGAUAUCACGUGAACAGUUGAUAAAGGCGAUAUUUACACAAGACAAGUCGGAUGUUUCUGUCUUGAGUUCAAUCUUUUCAUAUUUGCAAACAGAUACGAGUGACGAUGACAUGGGUGGCAUUGUGCUGCAUGUGCUACUAACAUUGAAACACUGUCUGCGGUGCCAGGGUAAUAAUACUAGCCUCGUGAGUCAGUGGGUGACUAACAACGGUGAUUGUCUAAAUACGGCGAAGGCUUCGGCAUCGCGCAAAACACCAUUACCAACAAGUAAAGACCAUAGCAGAAUGGAAAGUCAUUUGACCUGUCCGACUGUCUCAGAACAGAUAUCGAAGGCGGUAGCGGCAAUCGUGAGUCUUUGCUCUUCGCACGCACAAUGA
Molecule: messenger RNA, 4335 nt
Organism: Peronospora belbahrii
Lineage: Eukaryota; Oomycota; Peronosporomycetes; Peronosporales; Peronosporaceae
Source: the annotation of a GenBank genome assembly